Nestor notabilis (Kea) is the source of this 1026-nucleotide messenger RNA. RefSeq names its product vezatin-like. Gene Ontology annotation, biological process: cell-cell adhesion. Gene Ontology annotation, molecular function: myosin binding. The record is from RefSeq and is a predicted model, not a curated record. Gene Ontology annotation, cellular component: plasma membrane. The annotation marks the transcript as partial. NCBI's taxonomy places the organism in Eukaryota, Metazoa, Chordata, Aves, Psittaciformes, Psittacidae. The transcript is spliced from 6 exons.
GGAAUGAUUUUAACAUUGUUCUUUUAUUUUUCAUUUUUAACUCUUUUUCAGAAUUCCCCACUCUACCAAUAUCUGCAGGAUUUGGGACACACAGAUUUUGAAGUAUGUUCAUCUGUGUCGCAGAAAGCAGAGCAAUGUGCAGCAGCGGAAAGCCAAAGAGAGCGGACUCUGCAUGCUGCCCCGAAACAAAGCAUCCUGUCAAAACUAGUUGAGUUCUUUAGAAGUUGGUUUCCUUUUCCACAUUACAAGAAAAAUGAUGAUAUACUUCACCGAUUGGAUGUUGGAUUUCGAUUUGACACGCUCCGUACCAUCCUGCAACAGGAAGUUCUGCUGCAGGAGGAUGUGGAACUGAUUGAGUUCCUUGACCCCAGUAUCCUGUCUGCAGGGCAGUGUAAGCAACAGGAAAACAGACAGCUUCCAACGCUACGCUCCCUAGCAACUCCUAAUAUUUGGGAUGUCUCGCUGCUUCUUGCCUUUGUAAGUGCACUGCUUAUGCUUCCUUCGUGGUGGAAGGAAUCAUUGUGGCUGCUGUGGGGACUAGUUCUACUUGUCUAUGCAGUCUUUCGAGUGUGGGACACAUGGAGGACAGCCAAACUGCAAAUGUCCCUGCGAAAAUACUGUAUCCAGCUGGAAGAAACAGUGGCAAAUAGCCGAGCUUUUACUAAUCUCGUGAGGAAAGCUCUACGGCUCAUUCAAGAGACUGAAGUAAUUUCCAGAGGAUUUACCCUUUUGCUUGACAGGGUCAGUGCCGCUUGCCCAUUUAAUAAAGCUGGACAGCAUCCUAGUCAGCAUCUUAUUGGUCUCCGGAAAGCCGUGUAUCGCUCUGUCAGAGCCAACUUCCGAGCUUCAAGACUGGCUACUCUGUACAUGCUGAAAAACUACCCUCUGAACUCGGAGAGUGACAAUGUGACCAGCUACAUCUGUGUAGUCCCCUUUAAGGAGCUGGGUCUGGGACUGAGUGAAGAACAGGUCUCUGAAGAGGAGGCACACAAUCUAACUGAUGGCUUCAGCUUGCCUGCGCUCAAG